Molecule: messenger RNA, 1281 nt
Organism: Schizosaccharomyces cryophilus OY26
Lineage: Eukaryota; Fungi; Ascomycota; Schizosaccharomycetes; Schizosaccharomycetales; Schizosaccharomycetaceae
Product: two-component GAP Cdc16
Exons: 4
Coding region: 289-1200 (303 amino acids)
Biological process (GO): negative regulation of septation initiation signaling; activation of GTPase activity
Cellular component (GO): mitotic spindle pole body
Molecular function (GO): GTPase activator activity
Source: RefSeq, a predicted model, not a curated record
AGGAAAGACGCCUUAGUGUGUACCUUAGCGCAGGAACCAUAGACAGAAAAGACCUGGUCCUAGUCCAACUUUUGUAAUCUCAAACACUUUCAAACCAUUUUUACUCAAUUUUGGUUUCCUGAAAUCGAUUCUCCUGGAGUCGGAACACUUGCAUCAUUUUCUUCCUCUCAUCCAAUGCAUUCGGUUUGACUUUUUGGACUAGAACGCUGUAUUUAUAUCGAUCUUUUUUUAUGAAAAGAAUUUAAUACUUAAUUUAUUCUCAAGAUUGCUCCUUUUUCUCCUUUAUUCAUGCCUGCUAUAGAUAAUAAACGUCUUCUGCGUUUGUUACCAAAAUCUAAAGAAGAGCAUUCAGAAUGUGUCUCUCGACUGCGGUAUGAGGUAAUGUUGGACAAAGUUGAAUCAGAUGGAGAAGGAAAUUCUCAUGUACGUCCGUAUAUUUGGAGCAUCUUGUUGAACUCCCCCCCUCGUAGCGCUGAUGAAUACAUUCAUUAUGUACGUCAAGGUCCUUCUCCUAUGGCUCAAAAAAUACAAAACGAUGUAUCUAGAACCUUAGUUGUUGAGACGAGGUUUCACUCCCGCGUAUCUCAAGCUUCACUUUCCCGUUUAUUGAAUGCCUAUGUCUGGAAACGAGGUGCCAUCUACGUCCAAGGUAUGAACGUACUCGCUUCUCCUUUUCUAUAUGUUUGCAAAAGUGAAAGCCAAGCAUUCCAUCAUUUUGAUCGACUCUUACAGCGUGAGUGUCCUCAAUACGUUCUUCCUAAUAUUGAUGGAGUACAUAGAGGAGCUAAGCUUCUUGAUAAAUGCCUUGAAACGGUCGAUUAUCCUCUUUAUUCUCAUCUUCUUUCUAAAGGCUUAAUUGCCAAGCUGUAUGCUCUACCUUCUAUCCUUACUUUGAGUGCAUGCACAGCACCUCUGUCAGAAGUAUUGGCAAUUUGGGACUUUCUGUUUGCCUAUGGAACCCAUCUCAAUAUUCUCUGUGUUAUUGCACAGUUACUUCUGCUUCGUGACCAACUGAUCAAUCAUCCAAGUCCUAUGCAUAUUUUACGCACUUUUCCCGAGUUAGACGCUGAAAAAAUAACGGGACUAACCGUUGUCCUUAUAACGAAAAUACCGCAGGAACUAUAUAAUCUUUUAGCGCGUCAUUCCUGGGAUCCAGAAGCAGGCAUAGUGAUCGACCGCUUAGAACCAAACCGACAUUAGGGUAGGGUACACUAAGGAACCAGUCACGCUGUAUAUGACAAGAAAGAAAAGAGGCAGAUUAACUUCUUUAGCACACACCUC